Vidua macroura (Pin-tailed whydah) is the source of this 2072-nucleotide messenger RNA. It is a transcript of the gene SLC15A5, whose product is annotated as solute carrier family 15 member 5. Gene Ontology annotation, molecular function: transmembrane transporter activity. The coding region runs from base 1 to 1740 and encodes 579 amino acids. Lineage: Eukaryota; Metazoa; Chordata; Aves; Passeriformes; Viduidae. The record is from RefSeq and is a predicted model, not a curated record. Gene Ontology annotation, cellular component: membrane. Gene Ontology annotation, biological process: transmembrane transport. The transcript is spliced from 9 exons.
AUGCCUGGUGCAGACAGGAGAGACACGCAGGAGAAGGGAUUUUUGAGCCACAUGGCUGAGGAGGAGCAAGGAGCUGGGAGAAGCAGGAGUGCUGGGAAGCUGCCCGAGGCUGGGAAGAAGCUCCACGAGGCCGUCUGCGUGCUGCUGGUGGAGCUGUGCGAGAGGUUCACGUUCUUCGGCAUCGUGUGCAACAUGAUCCUGUUCUGCACGGCCAAGCUGGGCUACCGCAGCCACCAGGCAGCCAUGGUCAACAUGUGCUUCGUGGGCACCUCCACGCUCACCCCCGUGCUGGUGGGCUGGCUCGCCGAGUACCUGCUGGGGAGGACCAAGCUGGUGUGCAUCUGCAUGUUCCUGCACUUCCUAGGCACAGCACUGUUACCUGUGGUGUCAUUCCCCUUUGAGGACGUCCACAUCGACAGACGGCACAUUCUCCUCACCCUGCCCAAGAGGGAGCAGAAAAUCGUGUUUUACUUUGCACUCCUCACAGCCAGCCUGGGAAUAGGAGGCAUAAGAGCCAUUGUGUGCCCCCUGGGUGCCUACAGCCUCGAGGACUGCGGGCCAAAGGAGCUGCUUUCAUUUUUCAACUGGUUUCAUUGGCUGGUUAACUUGAAUUCAGCAGUGGUCUUUGUCAGCAUUUCUUACAUCCAGCAGUCUGUGGCCAGGAACCUUGGCUUUCUUAUCCCAUUUGUGUCUGGGCUCAUGGCUAUGAUCACAAUUCACAUGGUUCGGGGUGAAAUGAUUUACAAACCCAAAGCAGACAGCUCCCUGCUGACGACUUUCGGGGUGAUUUUUAGUGCCCUGAAAGCGUGCUGUGUGCGCUACCGCUACCUCGGCACAGCCCUGGCCAGCUGGCUGGACCACGCCAAGGAAAACCACGGGGGUCACUACAGUGAGACUCAGGUGGAGGGCACAAAGUCACUGGCCAGACUCUUCCCCUUGUUCACUUUCCAGAUCCUCUACAGGACGUGCAUUAUGCAGAUUCCUUCAGGAUAUUAUCUCCAAACCAUGAAUUCCAACUUGCACUUCAGUGGAUUUGUCCUGCCAGUUGCAGCAAUGAACGUGAUAAGCAUCGUGCCCCUACUGAUUCUGGUUCCUAUUUUGGAGUGCAUUAACUCCUGGCUCUUCAGCUCCAAGGACACUGGACAUUCUCCAACAAUUUACAUUGUUACAGGUCACUUAUCUGCUGCCCUUUCCGUGGCGGCUGCUGGCUUCUCCGAAAUCCACCGAAAGCACUUCCCUCAGGUGGAGCAGACUCUCUCCGAGGAGCUUCUCCUGGUCUCCUCCAUGCCUUGCUUCCACUUGGCUCCUCAGUACGUCCUGCUUGGAGUGGCUGAAGCCUUGGUAACUCCCUCCUGUUCCUUACUUUCAUUCUGGCUUGUGCCCGAAAGAAUGAGAGGGAUUUCCAUGCAUUUUUUAGCUCUCUUUAAUGGAGCUGGCUGCUUUGUGGGAGCUCUCUUUGUGCAGACAGCCCACGCAGGCACUCAAGGCUCCUGGUUCCCACACUUGCUGCAUGAAGGUAAAUUGGAGAGAUUCUUCUUCUUCUUGGCCUCCUUAAUGAUGGUGAACACCCUGGGGUUCUGGGCCGUCGCACACAGAUACAACGAUCUGCGUGAGGAUUGCACCAAUGAGUUCAGAGGAAGUCUUCCUGGAGAAAAACUUUUGAAGCAUGGAAAAGCCAUCAAGCAUUAUAAUGCUGUCCUGGAAAGUUCUCCCCUUUUGUCUCCUGUGGAGAAAACCUGAUAGGAUUUCACCCUGAUAAAAUUUCAACCCUAAAUUUUAGGUUUUUUUUUUUUUAAUCCACCAGCUCUCUAAGGAUAAAUUACCCAGCACACUUAAGUGGAGCCAUGUCCUGGUAUUUAUGAAUUAUCUGGUGAAUAAUAAUGUCAUUUAGAAGUUAACAACAUAGCAUUCUUCAUAGGGUUUGGCCUCGAAGGAGGCUGCACUGUCAUAAUUCACCUGGAGGCCAAGGAGAGCUCACUGCUUGCCACAAUUGAUGGAGAGAGGCUUUUAAUCUUUAUGUGGAAAUAGGUAUCCACGUAUAUUUGUAUUUAGGAGUGGUCAAAAAUUAAUAA